This is a messenger RNA of Sapajus apella (tufted capuchin), 6772 nucleotides long. RefSeq names its product sperm antigen with calponin homology and coiled-coil domains 1 like (gene SPECC1L). Gene Ontology annotation, cellular component: microtubule organizing center; filamentous actin. The record is from RefSeq and is a predicted model, not a curated record. Gene Ontology annotation, biological process: actin cytoskeleton organization. The coding region runs from base 197 to 3550 and encodes 1117 amino acids. The transcript is spliced from 16 exons. Gene Ontology annotation, molecular function: protein binding. NCBI's taxonomy places the organism in Eukaryota, Metazoa, Chordata, Mammalia, Primates, Cebidae.
AGGGCGGGGGCCGAGAGGGAGGCUAGGCGGUCCCGGCAAGCGGCGCCGCGGGGUUGGCUGCUGUCCUGAGGCCGGACUCAACGGGUCCCGGCUGAGCCACUGGGUGAGCUCCUCCCGGGCCAGCCACGAGCUUGCGAGGGAGCGAUGCGGCGCCGCGCGAUUUGCUUGUAAAUGUAUCACGAAGAGGCAGCCCAGAAUGAAGAAAGCAAGCAGGAGUGUUGGCUCGGUGCCUAAAGUGUCUGGGAUAAGUAAAACGCAAACAGCGGAAAAAAUUAAACCUGAAAACAGCUCUUCAGCAUCUACAGGAGGCAAACCUGUAAAACCUGGAGCAGCAGCAUCAUUGUCAAAGACCAAGAGCAGUGAUGAUCUUUUAGCUGGAAUGGCCGGAGGGGUAACGGUGACUAAUGGUGUUAAAGGAAAGAAAAGCACCUGCCCAUCUGCAGCACCUUCAGCAUCUGCCCCUGCCAUGACCACCGUGGAGAACAAAUCCAAGAUUAGCACAGGCACAGCUUCUUCAACCAAGCGGAGCACUUCUACAGGUAAUAAAGAAUCCAGUUCUACUAGAGAAAGAUUACGUGAACGUACCCGAUUAAACCAGAGCAAAAAACUACCUUCUGCAGGUCAGGGAGCUAAUGACGUGGCAUUGGCUAAACGUUCCCGUAGUCGAACUGCUACAGAAUGUGAUGUUCGUAUGAGCAAGUCUAAGUCGGACAAUCAGAUCAGUGACAAAGCUGCUUUGGAGGCCAAAGUGAAGGAUCUUCUCACACUGGCAAAAACCAAAGACGUAGAAAUUUUACACUUGAGAAAUGAACUGCGAGACAUGCGUGCCCAGCUGGGCAUUAGUGAGGAGCAUUCUGAGGGUGAUGAAAAAUCUGAGAAGGAAACCAUUAUUGCUCACCAGCCGACUGAUGUGGAGUCCACUUUAUUGCAGUUGCAGGAACAGAAUACUGCCAUCCGUGAAGAACUCAACCAGCUGAAAAAUGAAAACAGAAUGUUAAAGGAUAGGUUGAAUGCACUGGGCUUUUCCCUAGAGCAGAGGUUAGACAAUUCUGAAAAACUGUUUGGCUAUCAGUCCCUGAGUCCAGAAAUCACCCCUGGUAACCAGAGCGAUGGAGGAGGAACUGUGACUUCUUCAGUGGAAGGCUCUGCCCCUGGCUCAGUGGAGGAUCUCUUGAGUCAGGAUGAAAAUACACUAAUGGACCAUCAGCACAGUAACUCCAUGGACAAUCUAGACAGCGAGUGCAGUGAGGUCUACCAGCCCCUCACAUCGAGCGAUGAUGCGCUGGAUGCACCGUCCUCUUCAGAGUCGGAAGGCAUCCCCAGCAUAGAGCGCUCCCGGAAGGGGAGCAGCGGGAACGCCAGUGAAGUGUCUGUGGCUUGCCUGACUGAACGGAUACAUCAGAUGGAAGAGAACCAACACAGUACAAGUGAGGAACUCCAGGCAACCCUGCAAGAGCUAGCUGAUUUGCAGCAAAUUACCCAAGAACUGAAUAGUGAAAAUGAAAGGCUUGGAGAAGAGAAGGUUAUUCUGAUGGAGUCUUUAUGUCAGCAGAGCGAUAAGUUGGAACACUUUAGUCGGCAGAUUGAAUACUUCCGCUCUCUUCUAGAUGAGCAUCACAUAUCUUACGUCAUAGAUGAAGAUGUAAAAAGUGGGCGCUAUAUGGAAUUAGAGCAACGUUACAUGGACCUCGCCGAGAAUGCCCGUUUUGAGCGGGAGCAGCUUCUUGGUGUCCAGCAGCAUUUAAGCAAUACUUUGAAAAUGGCAGAACAAGACAACAAGGAAGCUCAAGAAAUGAUAGGGGCACUCAAAGAACGCAGUCACCAUAUGGAGCGAAUUAUUGAGUCUGAGCAGAAAGGGAAAGCAGCCUUGGCAGCCACGUUAGAGGAGUACAAAGCCACAGUGGCCAGUGACCAGAUAGAGAUGAAUCGCCUGAAGGCCCAGCUGGAGAAUGAAAAGCAGAAAGUGGCAGAGCUGUAUUCUAUCCAUAACUCUGGAGACAAAUCUGAUAUUCAGGACCUCCUGGAGAGUGUCAGGCUGGACAAAGAAAAAGCAGAGACUUUGGCUAGUAGCUUGCAGGAAGAUCUGGCUCAUACCCGAAAUGAUGCCAAUCGAUUACAGGAUGCCCUUGCUAAGGUAGAGGAUGAAUACCGAGCCUUCCAAGAAGACGCUAAGAAACAAAUUGAAGAUUUGAAUAUGACAUUAGAAAAAUUAAGAUCAGAGCUGGAUGAAAAAGAAACAGAAAGAAGUGACAUGAAAGAAACCAUCUUUGAACUUGAAGAUGAAGUAGAACAACAUCGUGCUGUGAAACUCCAUGACAACCUCAUUAUUUCUGAUUUAGAGAAUACAGUUAAAAAACUCCAGGACCAGAAGCACGACAUGGAAAGAGAAAUAAAGACUCUCCACAGAAGACUUCGGGAAGAAUCUGCAGAAUGGCGGCAGUUUCAGGCUGAUCUCCAGACUGCAGUAGUCAUUGCAAAUGACAUUAAAUCUGAAGCUCAAGAGGAGAUUGGUGAUCUAAAGCGCCGGUUACAUGAGGCUCAAGAAAAAAAUGAGAAACUCACAAAAGAAUUGGAGGAAAUAAAGUCACGCAAGCAAGAGGAGGAACGAGGCCGGGUAUACAAUUACAUGAAUGCUGUUGAGAGAGAUUUGGCAGCCUUACGGCAGGGAAUGGGACUGAGUAGAAGGUCCUCCACUUCCUCAGAGCCAACUCCUACAGUAAAAACCCUCAUCAAGUCCUUUGACAGUGCAUCUCAAGUACCAAACCCUGCUGCAGCUGCAAUUCCUCGAACACCCUUGAGUCCAAGUCCUAUGAAAACCCCUCCUGCAGCAGCUGUAUCCCCUAUGCAGAGACAUUCCAUAAGUGGACCAAUCUCAACGUCCAAACCCCUGACAGCCCUUUCAGAUAAGAGGCCAAACUAUGGGGAAAUCCCUGUUCAAGAGCAUCUGUUAAGAACAUCUUCAACCAGCCGGCCUGCUUCCCUCCCGAGAGUGCCUGCAAUGGAAAGUGCCAAGACCCUCUCAGUCUCUCGACGAAGUAGUGAAGAAAUGAAACGGGACAUUUCUGCACAGGAGGGAGCAUCGCCAGCCUCUCUGAUGGCUAUGGGAACCACGUCUCCACAGCUUUCCCUAUCCUCUUCUCCAACAGCGUCUGUGACUCCCACCACCCGAAGCCGAAUAAGAGAAGAAAGGAAAGACCCCCUCUCAGCAUUGGCCAGAGAAUAUGGAGGAUCAAAGAGGAAUGCCUUGCUGAAGUGGUGUCAGAAGAAAACAGAAGGCUAUCAGAAUAUUGACAUCACAAACUUCAGCAGCAGCUGGAACGAUGGGCUGGCCUUCUGUGCCCUCCUGCAUACCUAUCUGCCCGCCCACAUUCCAUAUCAAGAACUGAACAGCCAGGAUAAGAGAAGGAACUUCAUGCUGGCUUUCCAGGCAGCUGAAAGUGUUGGCAUCAAAUCCACACUGGACAUUAAUGAAAUGGUGCGGACUGAACGGCCCGAUUGGCAGAACGUGAUGCUGUAUGUGACGGCAAUCUACAAGUACUUUGAAACCUGAGCAUGCCAGGAGGAGCUGCCCCAACAGCGGGGGGACCCUCCACAGUGACCGAGCGACACCAACGCCAUUAGCUACACACCCCUGUAAAGCUUCCAGCAACUCUGGGUUGCCCCGCAGCGUAUGAGCUUCCAGCUCGGGGCUUCCGUAUUGGCAGAACUCAGCUGUGUGGCCCACAGCUCCCGCUGGGGUCCCUCCCACGUGACCCAUCCAUUCAGGUCAUGUGGGCUCAGCACACAUCCCACAGGCCAGUGGCUGCCGAAGUUUUCCUUCUGAAGAGAAUAUUGAACUACACUAGUGCUCCAGGGCACCAAACAAAGAGGGCUGAUGCACAGCUCAACUUGGGAAAGGGGAUUCAGUUCUGUGGGAAACUCACUGGGGUGGAUGAAGGCUCGGUCGUGGCACUUCCUGACUGUUGGCCAGGGUGGGUUCCAUGCUGGUGAGAACCCAGAAGGAAAGUCAGCCAGCACCUGGUGUUUCCCAGCGCCCUGGACCUUUCACCAUCCUAGUUUGUAGGAGCUUGUCACCACAGAUGUGGGUCAGCUGCCCCACAUCUGACAGGGGUGUCCUGGCCGACACAAUCCAGGCGUUUUCAGCAUGAGCUAGGAGAGCAUCUAGAGGGUGCGGUGCAGGCACUCCAGGGCUGGGGGUGCUCCUGCUGCACUCCCGCAGCUGGGCUUUCUGACAGGAGGCAGUUGCAGGGUCCCCUUGCCUGGGCUCUGCCACCUGUCUUCCAUCCUGGACAGGGUUUGGAGUCCCAGCUCUGGCUUUAGAUUUCUUCAUCAUAAGGAGUUUUUCCAGUUAAGGUUUUUGUUUUGUUAUGAGCAAUAUUGGAAAAAGUUGCUUCUGUUCUCUUAGUACCAAAGUUACAUAUAUAAGCAUAGAAAUCUAAACACAAGAUCUGUACAUUAGCAUGGUGAGAGCAAGGAAUGAAGCAGGAAAUAGAAAAGUAAACAACUUUAGGGAGCCCAGGCACUGUCAUUACUGUCAUUACAGUCACUGAGUCACUUCAUCCUCCUAGGCCUGAGUUGAAGAAAGUGCCUUAACUCUUCUUGUGAGGGCAGCCGCUGCCCUCCAUGGCCAAGGCGGGACCUCGUUCAGGGCUCGGUGGUCGAGUUGUCUCCCACCACCUUGCUCGCCCUUCCCCAGGUACUGGGUCCGUGCCCCCCACGCCCGCCUUCCCCAGGUACUGGGUCCGUGCCCCCCACGCCCGCCUUCCCCAGGUACUGGGUCCGUGCCCCCCAUGCCCGCCUUCCCCAGGUACUGGGUCCAUGCCCCCCACGCCCGCCCUCCCCAGGUACUGGGUCCGUGCCCCCCACGCCCGCCUUCCCCAGGUACUGGGUCCGUGCCCCCCACGCCCGCCUUCCCCAGGUACUGGGUCUGUGCCCCACAUGCCCGCCUUCCCCAGGUACUGGGUCCAUGCUGUUUGAACCAAAGCCUUAUUUAAAGGUGGUCACUGGAGAUGCUUUCAGGCUGGGACUCAACAGCUCUUUCUGGGAAUAGGGAUCUCCUGUGUGGUUUGAACGAUCUCCAGACAAGACCUGUAGCUUCGGGAGUACAACCGUGUUUGUCAUCUGCAGAGCACCACAAGGAAGACCAGCCACCAGUGGAAGCGGGGUCACUGCCCCACAGACUGGAUGCAAUACGGGGCUUCCAGGAGGCCCAGCCAGCCCAAUUGUGGGCUGAGGGGUGUGCAUUCAAGCAUGGUGUUCUAGACUAGAAGUUUAACAUGUCUGCGUAGCCUAGAAGAGUGUGUGGUUAUGAAGAAAGGGGCAGUGUGUGUGUGCAGCUGCCAGUACACCGACAUCAGAUGGCCAGGAGCUGCCCAUCAGCCCUGUCCGCGUCAGCCCGGGGGCUCAAGCUGCUGCCGCUGGCUGAACACCCUUUGGUGAAAUGCCUGUUUUCAGCUAAGAAAGGAGAAGCCAGGCAAGCAAAGUCACACCACAGAGUAUACCAGAGACCCCCCGCAGACAGCUGGGUCAGUCCCCUGUCUGAGUUGUCCUCUUGUUGCUGACGCUCUGUUGAUGGCCAGCUCCGCUGUCAGCGUCAGUGACUGAUGUUCAUAUGAGAAUUGUUUUUAAUUGUUUCUCCACUUAGGUGUCCUCAGCUCCCUCUUGUGCUCUCAUUUGCCUUUACAGAGCCGGUCCACCUGUGCAGAUCCAGGUGUCUGGUCAUGGUUUUGUUUAUUUAUUGUGUCCUUGGGGGCUGUUUUGCCCUAAGAAUGAGGGGAUUUCCCCAGGUCUGCAGUUACCAACUUGAUCCCUUGCUGGCCAUGUGAGCACAGCCCUGGUGCCUCAUGGGAUGGGGGGGUGGGGGUUCCCGGGAUCUUCUGGAGGAAGGUGGCCAUGGAUGGAUGGGCUAUAUCUGUGUUUUCCCUCUGGGUGUCUCCUGGGUCCAGCGUCAGGCCUUGGGGUCAGCAACAGGGAAAAAGAGGAUGGGCACAGGGAGGGCCUGGCCCUGCCUGUCUGGAGACUCUGCUCGGGCCCCUCCCUGGGGAAGGUUUGCAUGCAGAUCUGCAGGUAAGGGUGCCUUUUGCCUUGUCUAAUAGGAUCCUUAGAACACUGGGCUUCAACAGUGACUAUAGAUGGUCACACAUGUUUAAAGUGACAUUUGGAGAUGCUCUCAGUCCUACAGCACCUUUGCCUCUUCUCCUUCAAGCACAAGCUUUACUGCAAAAGGGCCAGUCGCAUUUCUAUUUCUCUUAAUCCCAGGCUUCUGCUGACGAUAAUUUUAAAUGUUCUAGUAAGUAUUCUUGAAUGUAUUAAAAUGGCUGAAACAACCAGCUUGGGCUUUUCUAGCUUGCCCUCCCCUCCCUGCCAUCCCUCUGACAUUGAAUAAACCAGAAUCUAGCUGCCUCCUGGAGCUGGCUGUAUAGAAAAGGGCACCCCUGAGCCAGCCUGUGGCCCCACCCCAAGGCGCACUUCCUCCCAUGGGAAGAUCCUGACCGGGAGUCCAGGGUGGCCUCCCCUGGGCCACAGUAUAUCACCAUGUGGCUUGGGGCUGUGGGGUGGUGAGCCUUGUAACCCCUGGGGUUCUGUGACAGAUGCCAAGACCCCAGAGACCCUGGCAGAGCUGCCCCCAGGAGAGUGGAAGCCCCUGCAAAGCCCAGACACUGCCUUCCCCAGGGACAAGGGAGUAUGCCUGGAGGGGUUUUGUUUUUAGGCAUGUAUCAUCUUGGAAAUAAUUGUCAGGAUGUAUAAAAUAGAGAAGAAAACAAUCAUGCUA